This is a messenger RNA of Hydra vulgaris (swiftwater hydra), 3016 nucleotides long. RefSeq names its product AP-5 complex subunit zeta-1. Gene Ontology annotation, cellular component: AP-5 adaptor complex. Lineage: Eukaryota; Metazoa; Cnidaria; Hydrozoa; Anthoathecata; Hydridae. The record is from RefSeq and is a predicted model, not a curated record.
UUUUUUCUUGAGAUUUGGAGAAACUUUUUAUUCCGCGGAAUCUGAAAUUAAAAGAAAAAAACCUUAAUCAACCUGCCCAUGAAAUAAUAUUAACAAGAUGAAACAAUUAUAAUAACAUAUAUAAGAGUUUAUUAUGACUAUUAUUUUGUAUUUUAUGAGAAUCUUUUUAGUCACACUAUCUUCAAGCAACUUAAAGAAAUGAAAAUAGUUGGGUAACCAAAGUGCGUAAAAUCAAACAAAAAAAUUAAGGAGAUUUGCCAACCUAAAUAUUUGAAAAUCAAUAAAAAUUUGAAAAUCAAUAAGUUGCAUCUAGACGGUCAUGCUGUAUUGGUAUCAUGUCUUCAGAAAUUGAAAAUGAAAUCCACAGUGAAUUACGGUAUCUUUGCAAGUGUUUAUUAAAUAAAUUUUCAUCAAUCAAAGAGGACAAGAAAGUGUCAGUAAUUGAAGACCUUCGUGUAAUUGUAUGGCGACUUAUGAUUGAUAAAAGUACAUGCAGUUUUUCACCACCAGCAGAGUUAAAAAAAAAACUUUAUGAAGAUUUGAUUGAAUUGAGCUUGACAAAAGAUAAAAAAUAUGCAUUAGCUUUUAAUUUGUCUAUAAAGUUGAUGGUUAUAUUUUUACUCCGUAUAUUGCAUUAUUUUGAGCCUUGUUUUUCAAUCAGUUAUCAAUUUAAAAUGUCAAAUUCAAUAAAAACUGAUGCUUAUUAUCUAGAUGGGCUUUUGCUUCAAAGGAGUCUAGAUUUGACUCUCAAAGAUAAUAUAAUAACAUCAUUAAAGUAUAAUGAAUUGCAAGGUAUUGGUUUUAAAAAAUGUCUUUUGUUUCUUCCCUCUACAUAUAGUUUUUUAUGGUCAUUUACUGAUGCAAUCGAAAUUUCACAGUAUUUAUGUCAACUACUUAUUAUGAAAAAUAAUACAGCUACAAAAAGUAGGUUAACUUCAAUUGGCAGUACUCAAAAGUCUUCUUUGGUACAGACCAAUGAGUUAGAUGGUUCUAUAUCUCGUGACAUAUUCACAGUUUUAAAUUUGUCAAAGGUAUACAAUGAACAGCAAAUGCUUAAUGUCUAUAGCUUUUCAAUUCUUAAAUCAUGGCUACAGUUUGUGGAUAAUCAAGUUGAUAUUGCUGAUUGUUUGUCGAGCGGCUUUAACAAGUUUUCUGGUAGUACAUUAUCAAGAAGCAGUAGUAGAAUUUUCGAUAAUUUUUUUGAUUCAGAUUCUGUUAAUACAUCUCUUUCGUCCUCAUCGUCGUGUUCUUCAAUAAAAAGUUUCGACGGUGAAUCUAACGCUGAUCAAUUAGAUCUUGGUAAAAAUAGAACCCCUGAUAAAUCUAGGACACCAUUACAUUUUGAUGGACCAGCUUUUGAUUCCAUUUCUAUUAAAUCAGAUAUUCUUGUGAACUCUUCCAGUUCUUUGAAAAGUGUAGCAGUAAGAUAUUGUUUAAGACUUAUUUUUCAAUCUGAAAAAGUUCCUAAGCAAGAUUCUGACAGAAGUGUAAUCACAGCAAGUGUUGUGGAAGCUAUAAGCAUCCUAAUAAUACUUUGUAAAAACGACCCUAUUCUUGCUCAAAGAGUUUAUCCAGAUAUUAAAAGACUAUACAAAAGAAUUGAAAAUCCUCGUUUGACUGCUCGCAAAGUUUUUUUAUCAUUGCUUCAGUUUUUUGUUACUUAUCACGCAGACACUUUAAUGCCUAUUGAUGAAAUAUUGGAUUUAUACUUUAAAGAAAUACCCUGCAAAUAUUUAAAUAAUGAAAUUGCGUGCUAUGAACUUGUGCAAUUUUGUCUAGACAAUAAAUCAUUUUGCAGUGUUAAUGAAGUUGUUUUAAAAUACACACCAAAUAUAUUUAAAAUAUUUGCUUGGUGGUGUUGCUCAUUUCUUGAAGAUAGUUUUGAGUUUGUUGAAAUGGUAACAAAUUCAUCUAAUUGUAGUGAGUUGCUGAGUAUUAUAUUGGACUUACCUUGUUUAGCGUAUUUGUUGAAUUUAAAAAGUCAGAAAGUGCUAGAUGAUGAAGUGAAAAUGAAAGAACAGUUGGGCCAAAAUUAUACUUCAAAAUUGUACAAAGAUAAGUUUACUUUUAUAAUGCGGGAGACACUUGUUGGUUAUAAAACUGUUGAUAAAAUAGCUGAACUUCAUAAGCUUAUGAAGCCAUUUGAAUCAUAUCCACGUGUUCAAUAUUCUUCUGAAGUAGUUCCUCAUUUACUAAAGAGUUAUUUCAAUAAAUUAAAACAUUUGGGCGAUCCUGAAUCACUAACGAGUAUUUAUCCAAUAAUACUUGAGAGGAUUUUUUUGCUCUUUCCGCAAAACAGCUCUCAGAAAAAAAUCAUUAAAAUAUUUUGCGAGGAAGUGUGUAACAUCGUAUCUUUUGUUCCCGAUGUCAUUUCAACAUAUCACAAGGAAACUAUUGCCCUGUUUAAUCAAUUCACCUUUUCAAAGUUUGUUAAUACUCAACCAUUUUUGUCAAGGCUUGCUUGGUGUAUCUCUUUGGGAAUUGAAUCUUGCAAAGACAAGUCACAGGCUUUACAAUAUUAUGAAACAUUUGAAACAAUAAUUUAUGGGAUGAUUAGUUCUUUUUCUGGACAAGAAGAUCCUGAAAUAAUUUGCAGCUUUAUUUCAACUUUGUCUAAAUUGGCUACUUUUUCACAGGAAAUGAUCCCCAGAGCCAUUAUUUGUCUGAACAAGUUAUCAUCGGCAAAAUUUGAAACUGAUGAACCAAGAUUUCAAUAUGUUGUGACUUUCUCUAAAGAACUAUCAAGUAUCCUUAAAAGACCAAAGGUUGCUGAAUCAAUUCUUUGUGGUUUAUCUAAACCUAAACCUUGGCAUUUAGAUCCACAUGAUUCUUUAUUAAUGAAAAUACACUUUCUUACUUCUAAGUUUACUUGAAUUGCGUGAAUUUAUUUGUUUUUCUGACUAUUAUUUAUUAAAUUUAUAGUAUAUAUUGUUUUUGUGAAGAAUUGAUAUAAAUAUUUUUGUAUUGUUUUAAAACCUUCAAGUCUUUUUAUUGCGAAUAUUUGAUUGGUUAAAUA